Lathyrus oleraceus (garden pea) is the source of this 1600-nucleotide messenger RNA. RefSeq lists its product as uncharacterized. The record is from RefSeq and is a predicted model, not a curated record. Gene Ontology annotation, cellular component: tRNA-intron endonuclease complex. The transcript has 5 exons. Bases 365 to 1165 code for a protein of 266 amino acids. Lineage: Eukaryota; Viridiplantae; Streptophyta; Magnoliopsida; Fabales; Fabaceae. Gene Ontology annotation, biological process: tRNA-type intron splice site recognition and cleavage.
ACUGAAAUUUACAUAUCAAAUUUAAUUUCAAGUAUUGAAUAAUUCUUUUACUCUUCUAUAUUCCAUUUUCCUCAAUUUUGAUAACGAACAUUUGUUUCCCUCUUUAAAUCUGAAUUUAUGAAAAUAAGACUGAAGUGAAGCUACUAUUUUUUGUAAACUAUGUUUUUAAAAUUGACCUAAGCAACUUGGAGUUUGGAGUGAUCAAGAAUGUGGAUCUUGGUUUGCUUGGAGGCUUGGGAAUACCUCUACAAGUUGAAAACACAUCUAAGGAUUUGCAUUCAAGCAGCAAGAGGAAGAGGAAUAGGUAUUUAUCAGUAUCUGAAUCACAAGAAGAUUUUUAAAUUACAGCUUUUGAUUUUGAACCAUGGAAGAAAAAGUGUGGGAAUGUUCUUCAAUUCAAGAUAGUGAUGAUGAGGAUGUCUAUUCGCAAAAUGCAAGUGAUGAACAAGAGUUUCACUUUUCACCAGCUUCAUUGCCCAACUUGCAAUUCAGGAACACAAAAUCAAAAGCCAAAUGGAAUGAAGAAAUAGGAAUGGCAGAAGUGUUUGAGAAGAAUGGCAAAAUGUGGGUAACAACUGGAAUAGUUCGUAACGGCAAGAUUUACACGUCAAUUGAGGAAACAUUGUACCUUAUGGAACUAGAAGCCUUAGAUUUAUUAGAUAAUGGUGAUAUGAGUAUAUCUCUAGUAGAAAUGUAUGAAAAGGUUGCUGGUGGGAAGAGUGGAUGUUGUUGGGAGCUUUUUGAAGCUUACAGGCACCUCAAAUCUCUUGGGUACAUAAUUGCGCGGCACAAUGUUGCUUGGAGUUUGAAGAGUAUAGGGAAUUCCGUUAAAUGUGUAGAUCUUGAAGGAACAGAAGAAUGCAAACAAUUAGUAGACAUGGUUUCCAAAAUCGAGAUUUCCAUUGAUGAGUUAUUUGGUGACUUGAAGAUUAAUGAUUUGAAGCCGGAUUUUGAUGUUUAUCUUCCAAACAACAGGUUUAGAAAGUCUUCUCCCGGUAAUCCAAAUUUUCUGCUGUACUUGUCUAGGGGCCAUCUUCCAUCUAAAAAAGAAAUUGAAGUUCUUGAGAGACAAUGUGGCGGCAUUCCAUUGAAAAUUUGCCUGGUCACUGAAGGAAGGGUCAGUUUCUUUUCCUUUGACAAGGUUGAACUGCCUGUUCUACCCUGAACUUUUGGUGCCAACUUUUCAUUUCCACUCUUGGCUGACAUGAAAAGGAAGCUAAGGAUUGUAAUGAUAAAAAGGCUGCACAAUCCAUUUACGAUCAAGAAUGCUUCAGAAACUGUUGUGUUUGCAAUGCAGUCUCUCAAUCAGGAUUCUGAAAAGGAAUAUGAUUCUGUAGGUUAAAAACUAGAAUUUUUUUCUUUUUAUGAAAUUAAGUAUAGCAUUAUUUUUAGUUUUAAAGUAUCAUUCUUAAGUGGAAGAAUUGAUUGGAUUGAAUAAAGCCAUGGUCAGUUAAGCCACAUCAAAUGUCGAGUUUUCAUAGAUAUGUUUUUGAAAACUGAGAAUGUAACAUGAAAGAGAAUAAUCAUUUUGAAAUUUUGGAUACAUCAUUAUAUCAGAUAGAUCAAACACUAAUAAAAACGACGACUUUCCAUUCUCACU